CUUCAGAGCAUGUGUGAAAAGUGAAGCUUGUCGUGUUGCCUUAUCCUCUCCUGUCUGGGAUGCUGCCAUUCUGUCCAUUGAUGUCUUAACAGAGGGAUCGACAUGAGCUGGAGCUUGUAUAAAAUACCUGUGAUCAGGAUAAGUCGACCUUUUGCGUUGGUCUGUCAUGUUCGAACACUUCAUUUAAAGGUCAACCCGGACUGCAAAGAAGAUAAUCCCUCCAAACCGCUGACAUUUUCUACUAGUAAAGCCAGUCACAGACAUUGGUCUUUUGAGAAGUCAAUGGGUAGUGAGGACAAGAGACCAUUAUGGAAAGUUUUGCCAGUGAGUUUCCUAAUUGGAUCUAUCCUGAUCUGGGCAGCCUUCAGAAAAGAAACUGAAAUUGAUGAACAGAUUUAUAAACCUAUUGAGCAACUCCAACCAGACCCUGAGAUAAAUGAAACGGACACGGAAGUAAAGAAAUAAAAUGUGUUUUAUUUUGACAAACACGAGGAUGGUCUCUUACUAAACUUUAUUUACAAAAAGAGGAUUUACCUGAUCUACAACUGUGCAUGGGAAUACUAUGGUUGCUUGAUCGCUAAGGAAAAAAACACCUGACACACCAUUCAGUAAAAGAUUUAAACAUUGCUGAUCAGUGGAAGGUGCAUGUAUAGUGUAAAUAAAAUUAUACAAGGGAUACUUAAAGCAAGUGAAUGUUCAUUGAGGUUUUAAAAGGUGCUUGUUGAUGUAUGUGAAUGUAGGCUUCCUUCAUGAAAACUUGGUUCAUUUAUGUUAAACAUGCCUUUAAUUCAAUGUACAUGAUCUGUUACCAUAACAUACACGAUGGAGAUGGUUGUUUGUAGCAUGGUUAGAAUGACAUAAAAACAGACUUGGAAGCUGAAUUUAUUUAAGACUGUUUAUUGCUGCAGUAGCUUUAAAAGGCAAAGAUGCACUUUUACAGGGGGGGCGGCGCGCUUUAUAGUUUUCCAUUUUUUUUAACUUACGUUUGUGAACCCUCAAAUGGGCGUGUGUUUGGAAGCUGCACACGUGAUAGGGCUGUAUGUCUUCCUCUUUCAGUGUUUACAAAAUCAGAUAUGCUCAUCUGGUAACAAACUGAUACUUAGAUCCCAUGCUGUCAGCGAAUACCCGUUU
Pelobates fuscus (common spadefoot toad) is the source of this 1131-nucleotide messenger RNA. Its product is annotated as ubiquinol-cytochrome-c reductase complex assembly factor 4. The record is from RefSeq and is a predicted model, not a curated record. The coding region runs from base 103 to 465 and encodes 120 amino acids. The transcript has 2 exons. Lineage: Eukaryota; Metazoa; Chordata; Amphibia; Anura; Pelobatidae.